Molecule: messenger RNA, 784 nt
Organism: Magallana angulata
Lineage: Eukaryota; Metazoa; Mollusca; Bivalvia; Ostreida; Ostreidae
Exons: 4
Coding region: 4-684 (226 amino acids)
Source: RefSeq, a predicted model, not a curated record
UAAAUGAUUUUUCUGACAACGUGCCUGAGUCUUUCACAAUUUUCUUUUGAUAUUUACAUAACAAUGAGUUCUCAAAAAGGAAAUGUUCGUAAGUCUGGUCCACAGAAAUACCAAAACAGACAGGCUUUUAAAAAUAACCUGCAUGACACUACUCCAAGAGUAAAGUUGAUGAAUAAUGUGAUGUUAGGAGGUGUGUGUAAGAGAUGUAAAGACGUCAUAGACUGGAAGAUAAAGUACAAGAAAUAUAAGCCUCUCACAGUUCCUAAAAAAUGUACAAAAUGCCUACAAAAGAGGAUCAAACAAGCAUACUAUACUAUUUGCAUCCAGUGUGCAAAAGAGAGAAAAAUCUGUGCUAAAUGUGGAGAGAAGUCAGAAAUUGUGGAAGAGGCAGAGCUACAGAGUUCAGCAGAGCAAAUGUCAAAUGAAGCACAGUUUGAAGCAGAGCUGAAGAUGUUACCAGAGAGGAAAGGAAGAACUUUUUUUCGACUCCAGCAGCAGGGAAAGUUGACCAAAGAGAUGCUGGAGGAAGCAGGCAGCAGAGAGGAUGAUGACGAAUUUUUGAGUGAUUCAGAUGAUUUAUCUGUCGAUGAUUCUGAGAAUGAUGAUUGUGAUGAGGGAGAUGAUUCUAAGAAUGAUGAUAGGGACGAAAGAAAAAAAGACAGUAGUUCUUGUGAAAAAGAAUGACCUGAUGUAGACAACAUUGUUUUAAAUUAAAACAAAAAAUCAUAAUGCUGUCACUGAGUUAAAAGAGAUGAUUAAUAUAGAAAACUAGCUCAUUUUCAAC